Populus trichocarpa (black cottonwood) is the source of this 5626-nucleotide messenger RNA. Its product is annotated as pentatricopeptide repeat-containing protein At5g01110. Bases 134 to 2353 code for a protein of 739 amino acids. The record is from RefSeq and is a predicted model, not a curated record. The transcript has 3 exons. NCBI's taxonomy places the organism in Eukaryota, Viridiplantae, Streptophyta, Magnoliopsida, Malpighiales, Salicaceae. Gene Ontology annotation, molecular function: protein binding.
AGAGAGGUUCAGAAUCGACUUUCUUGCAACUUUUAUUUCCUCGACCACGACAGUUUCCUCUUCUUUCAGAAUCUUCAAACUGACGGACUGAGACGAAACCCUCGAGCAAACAGCUAGCUAUACUUUCACAAAAAUGGAUCUUUUUCUACUUAAUCAAAAACACACUCUAACAAUCCUCAAAACCCACAAAAGAUAUAACUUCAUCAGUUAUCUUCUAAACCCUGCCUCUAAAUCUAGCUUUAGAUGUCUCCAAACAAUAGAAACCUCUCAAAACCCAUAUAAAGAACCAUUUUCUUCAGCAACAACCCUGCCUGAUUCUUUAUUGGUGGAGAAGAUCAUCUUCAAUUUAAAACAUGGUAAUGUAAAUUCUCUGCUUUCCUAUCAACUUCGCUUGAACCCAUCAGUCAUUGUUGAUGUUUUAUGUCGUUGUAAUGGUAAUUUGCAACUUGGUCAAAGGUUUAUUGAUUCGUCAGUGUUAAAUGGUUCAAACUUUAAGCAUUCAUCCGUUUCAUUGAGUGCAAUGGUUCAUGUUUUUGUUCGUAGUAGAAGAUUAUCUGAUGCACAAGCUUUGAUUCUUAGAAUGAUUAGGAGAAGUGGGGUUUCGAGGGUUGAGGUUGUUGAGGCUUUGGUAUCAUCGAUGUGUGGCAAUUGUGGGACUAAUAAUUUGGUUUUUGAUUUGUUGAUAAGAACUUAUGUGCAAGCUAGGAAGUUAAGGGAAGGGACUGAGGCGUUUAGAAUUUUGAGGAGUAAAGGGUAUUUGGUGUCUAUAAAUGCUUGCAAUAGUCUUCUUGGAGGGUUAGUGAAGAUAGACUGGGUUGAAUUGGCAUGGGAAGUGCAUAGGGAAGUUGUUAGAAGUGGGAUUGAAUUGAAUGUUUAUACAUUAAACAUUAUGGUCAAUGCUUUGUGUAAAGAUGGUAAAUUUGAUGAUGUCAAGUCAUUUUUAAGUGAGAUGGAGGGAAACGGGAUUUAUGCAGAUAUGGUGACUUAUAAUACUUUAAUUGGUGCAUAUUGUCGUGAAGGACUUUUAGAAGAAGCUUUUGAGAUAAUGAACUCUAUGGCAGAUAAAGGUUUGAAACCGAGUCUUUUUACAUAUAAUGCUAUUAUAAAUGGUCUGUGUAAAAAGGGAAGAUAUGCAAGAGCAAAGGGAAUUUUGAUUGAGAUGCUGAACAUUGGGUUGAGUCCUGAUACUACUACGUAUAACACAUUGCUUGUUGAGAGCUGCAGAAGAGACAAUUUUUCUGAAGCCAAAGAAAUUUUUGGUGAAAUGUUACGUCAGGGUGUUGUUCCUGAUUUAGUAAGCUUUAGUUCCCUUAUUGCAGUUUUUUCAAGGAACAGACACCUUGAUCAGGCAUUGGUGUACUUUAGAGAUAUGAAGAAAUUUGGUUUGGUUCCAGAUAAUGUGAUUUACACUGUUCUUAUGCAUGGUUAUUGUAGAAAUGGCAAUAUGUUGGAGGCUUUGAAGAUACGGGAUGAAAUGCUGGAGCAGGGUUGUGUCUUGGAUGUGAUUGCAUACAAUACUAUAUUAAAUGGGUUGUGCAAAGAAAAGAUGCUCACAGAUGCAGAUAAGCUGUUCGAUGAGAUGGUGGAAAGGGGUGCACUCCCUGAUUUUUACACUUUCACCACACUUAUUCAUGGCCAUUGUCAGGACGGGAAUAUGACUAAAGCACUAAGCUUGUUUGGGACGAUGACUCAAAGGAAUAUCAAACCAGAUAUCGUGGCAUACAAUACAUUGAUUGAUGGGUUUUGCAAGGUGGGUGAAAUGGAGAAAGCCAGUGAGUUAUGGGAUGGUAUGAUCUCUAGGAAGAUUUUCCCCAACCACAUUACAUACGGCAUAUUAAUAAACGCGUAUUGUAGUGUGGGCCAUGUAUCCGAGGCCUUUAGAUUGUGGGAUGUGAUGAUUGAAAAGGGUAUUAAACCCACCCUUGUCACUUGUAACACUGUUAUAAAAGGCUACUGUCGGUCAGGUGAUUCUUCGAAGGCUGAUGAGUUCUUGGGCAGGAUGAUUGCUAAAGGAGUUGCUCCUGAUCAUAUUUCGUAUAACACCCUUAUUAAUGGUUUUGUGAGAGAAGAUAAUAUGGACAAAGCUUUUCUUUGGAUUAAUAAGAUGGAAAAAGAAGGUCUGUUGCCUGAUAUUAUCACGUAUAAUGUAGUUAUGAAUGGCUUCUGUAGGCAGGGUAGGAUGCAAGAGGCUGAGCUGGUCUUACGGAAAAUGAUUGAGAAAGGGAUAAAUCCUGAUAGGUCCACAUACACAGCUUUGAUAAAUGGACACGUCACUCAGGACAACUUGAAUGAGGCAUUUCGAUUCCAUGAUGAAAUGCUUCAAAGAGGAUUUGCCCCAGAUGAUGUUUUUUAAUUUGAUCACCAUACUGCUGCCUCUCAUUGUUGAUAAAGGCCAUGAACCCUGGACAACUUGAGAGUUCAGUUUCAUGGUAAAAUGCUGCUAAGCAGAUCCAUUCCAGCAGAUAAAUCCUUGUUAUUCAGUUCUUGCAGCCUUUGUACUUGCUGGACUCAGUUGUCUCUUUGCCAGUCCAUCUAUUCAUUUGCAUGUUCUUAGUAGAUGUGCUCAGAGAGUUUUAAAAGCAGAGGUUGAUUUCAUUUUUGUGAGGUGCUCCUUUUUUGUUCAAUCAUAGAUGCUCUUGACGAAGGUUUAAAGAGCGCAUAGCCUUGUCUAUCAAAUGUGAGCAAUGGUAUUAUCUUAACUCUGGGUAUCAAGUGUGAGCAUAGCUGAUAAAUUCCAUUAAAAAAACUAAAAUGGGCGGUGAAUCUAGACACGUUUAACUGUGGAUGAGAACAAUUAACUUACCACUUUACCCUUAAAAAAAACCUUUUGGCUAGAGAUUGAGGGCAUGGUUGUCUUUUCAAUGGGGACAUUUUGGCAUUAUUUUUAAAUUGACUGAGGGCACAACAGGUAUUUAUUUUAAAAUUGCAUAGUUAAUUAUCUUAAAUAUCCUUAAGAUUAAUGCUUUGAUGUUGUUAAGGGGUAGAUUUGUAUUUUCACUUCUAGAGUGUACAGUAAAAUAGCCAAUUUAACCUUAUAUACAAAAAUACUUUGGCCGGUUAGGAGUGGUGUUUUCGUCUUAUCUUUUUUAUUUGCACAAUAAAAAUACCUCCCUACCCUUGGGUUUUAAUUUUUUUAUGCCUUGGAUCCGAGGGUAUUUUGGUUAUUGUACUAUUAAUUUUUAUGUUGUUAUUGAGUAAAGUGAAGGUUAGUUUUGUUUUUUAAUAAAUUAAAGGGAUUUAAAAAAUCAUUGUCGUGUGUUGGGCACGUGUCAGCGCGUCACCCGCUCUGCCGUAUUUAUACAUCAUGUGCAGCUGAUUUUGGCAAGCAAAAACGCCAUUUCGUGGCGUCAUUAGAUUCAUCUCAAUUUCUCCUUUAUGAUGCAUGUAGAAAACGGAGCUUCGAUUUGGUUUUAAUGACCAUUUCUUUUUUCCUUCUCUCUCCCUUGAUUCCUGCGCUCUACCGUACAAUUUUUCAAAUCAGCCCUGUAGCUUUUCUUUGUUUUUGAUUUUGUUCAUGAUUUUUUGGUUGAUAUUUAUUUUAUUUCAAAUAACUUAUGAAAAUGAUUCAAUUUCAAUUUCAUUCACAUUUGAUUUUUUUUACUUCUCUUUGUUUUUUAUUUAGUCCCUUAUCUUUUGGUUGAUAUUUUUUUAUUUGAAAUAACUCAUGAAAAUUGAAAUUUUUUCAAUUUCAUCAUCAUUUGAUUUUUUAAAUUUGUCUUAUUUAGUUAUUUUUAAUUGCUAUUUAUGUCAUCUAAGAUAAUUUUUAUAGUGUAAUUUUUUCAGUGAUUUCAUCGUCGAUUAUUUUUUUCUUAUCAAUUUUUGUUAUUAUUCUCUUGAUUUUUUUUUUGCUUUGCUAAUUUUUUUUGCUUUGUGAUUUUUUAUAUUCAAUUUUAUUUUUCAACAUUGAGUUGAUUUGGAUUUAAGCUUUUUGGUUAAUCUCAUUUUGGGAUUUCCUGGAAUCUAGUUUGGAGAAUUAACCCUCCGUGAUGUUUGCUAGGAGUUGUUUUAUUUUUUUUUAUCAUUCUUUUAACCUAAUGUUUUUCUCUCUCUAGAUUUUAUCAUUUGAUAUUUAGUUUAUUAGAGAUUAAACUCUAUGUUUUUAUUUUAUAUGCUUUCUACAUUUUUUGUUUUUUUUUUCUUUGGUUAGGUUAUCUGGGUUCUUUUUUUGUUUUGUGCUUUGUUAUAUAUAUUUUCUCAAAAUAAUUUUUUUUCUUGAAUGAUUGAAUAUAGACGGAUAACUCACUUCAUUGUGUUUUGUUAAGUUUGCUUUUACAGGACAUUGCUUUAGCGAAUCAUGCAAUUUUUUUCGAUGUCGUCAUGCAUCCUUUUACAGUAGAGUUUGAACCAAAGCAAGCUCUUUGGGUUGCGGCCGAUGUUCACGGUCGAGUGGUGGUAGGUCUUCUACAAACUUUUUCUUUCUGCUCCUUACAAGUAUAAUAUUGAUGAUUUAUUUUUUAUGUUUAUUAUUGCCAAGUCUUUUUUUAUGAUUUGUUUUCUAUUGUUGCUUUCAAUUUAAAUUAGAUUAUUAAAUUAAUUGAUAUUAGAUAUAUUCAAGUUAAUGACCUGAAUGUCGAAUUUUUCUUUCUUCUUUCAAAACACUAUUGACCCACUGCGUAGAACACAUUCCAGUCUAGUGAUUUGCUGUGGGACCAUGAAAAAAGCACAGAGUACUGUGGCAAAUACUCAAAAACCCUGUUUGUGGUCUAGGAUCUAGGUAAUGCUGAGAAUAGGGGUGCUAAAGUGUAAGUGUCUGCUUUUACUUACACUCCAGGAGAUAUGAAGGGUUAGCAAAGGUGGUUAAACCAUUUGUCUACAUUUGCUUAUGUUCUCUUUCAUGACGAGUUCCUCGAAAGAGAUGGGAUUCCUGAUUCAAUUACUCAGGGAUCUGUAUCUGCCUAUCUGGCCUAAUCCUCCCCUUUAUAUGCUGUAACCAAUCAAAAUCUGCUCAAAUCCUCCCUUUUCUUUUUCUAAAUGUGAAUUAAUCUCACUCCAUAUUUACUCUUGUUCAUAGACUUUAUUGGGUUUGCAUCUUGAAAAGGUGUCUCGUGUUCAUGCAAUGACUUGAGUCUCAUGAAACCGUUGUUUUCCACUUAUUCUUUAUCCCCUCGUGGAAAUCCAUUUGAAACAUUACGCUAUGAACCAAGAGGUUUUUUGUUUUUUUGAGGUUGGCACUAAAAGCUUGUGGAAGAUUUUCUGAUUCUCUGUUAGCCAGAAGUUUUCUGUUUUUCUGGGCUCCGCCAUAUAUGAAUGUCGAGUUGAUAUGCAGUCUCCUUGGGCAGCCGAGAAAGCUCAGAAGCCCAAGCUAAAAGGGUCAGAAUCCAAGGCCUCGCAACAGGGUUGAUGCCAGAGGAGAAGAGGCAAGUGCGGGUGACCCAUUAGGCAGGCCUAGUGGCGUUUGUAAAUUACUUAUUACAUUUUCCACACGUUUGGAAUAAUGGAAUACCAAUGAGCUCAAUCCCGUGUGCUCAGCCAUUUGGAGUUCGGUGACUAAAAGAGUAAAAGCUCAUUUCCUUUUUUCUCCAAUAUAGUUUCUGAUAAAGCUGAAGCAUGAGGAUACUUUUAUUUUUUUUUGGAUUUAUUCUCACUUCAAGAAUUAUUAAUCUCAAUCCAUAUUUAUUUUUAUUCA